Messenger RNA from Betta splendens (Siamese fighting fish), 4031 nucleotides. It is a transcript of the gene rfx6, whose product is annotated as regulatory factor X, 6. Gene Ontology annotation, molecular function: RNA polymerase II cis-regulatory region sequence-specific DNA binding; DNA-binding transcription factor activity, RNA polymerase II-specific. The transcript has 20 exons. Bases 488 to 3211 code for a protein of 907 amino acids. NCBI's taxonomy places the organism in Eukaryota, Metazoa, Chordata, Actinopteri, Anabantiformes, Osphronemidae. The record is from RefSeq and is a predicted model, not a curated record. Gene Ontology annotation, biological process: regulation of transcription by RNA polymerase II.
GAGGUGCUGGAAGUUUGAGCUUUUUGAGACGUAACCAGUGAAGCAUUGCUUGGAGGAGGUUCAGUAGUUAUAGAGAGGCUCUAAAGAGACGAGUACAGUGACACACACAGGGUGUUUAAACGCAGGCCCAGCUGAGUGUGGGAGACGGAUGGACGGACGGACAGAUGGACGAGGGCUCCUCUGUUAAUCAUUGAUGGAUUGGCCCCCGUCCUCUGUCAAUAUGAAGAACAAAUCCACAGCUUCAUUAGCGCUGCCUUCUUCCCAGGGCACCUUUAUUAGUGAGAGGUGACGCUCUCAGCAGGACACCAGCGUCUUCUACUUUAGGCACCUGGAUGCUGGACGGCCUUUUGUCUCUCGCUGGGCCGGAGCUGGGGAUUUAACCCUUUGCUGGCGUGCAGAUCUGGGCCAGAGGCUGUGAGGACAGAUGCUCUGCCGCCGGCGCUUGUUGACUCUUCGGGACGUUUAACCGCGUUAACGUUUUGUCAUCAUGCCGAUGAAACGCAGCAGCAGAAACGGCCUGUUCCUCAUUCACUCUUUAGCCAAGACUCUGUGCAGCUCACCAGAGGACAUGCUCACGGACUUUAAUGGACAGACACAGUUUCAGCAGGAGGACGAUUGUGGGGUGAAAUCAGAAGCAGAGGACAGUAACGAGACGCCGUCCUCCGACGAGGAGCGGGACCUGGUGGACUUUAACCCGGAGCUGCCGAUCAAACACAGCGUGUCCUCCUCCAGGAAGAGCAUCAGCCAGAUCAUCCGGGACAAGAAGAAGCAGACGCAGCUCACGCUGCAGUGGCUGGAGGAGAACUACAUGGUGUGUGAGGGUGUGUGUCUGCCGCGCUGCAUCCUCUACGCCCACUACCUGGACUUCUGCCGCAGGGAGAGGCUGGAGCCGGCCUGCGCCGCCACCUUUGGGAAGACCAUUCGGCAGAAGUUCCCGCUCUUAACAACGCGGCGACUGGGAACCAGAGGACACUCCAAGUAUCACUACUACGGAAUCGGCAUCAAAGAGAGCAGCGCCUACUAUCACUCAGUUUACUCUGGGAAAGGCCUGACCAGGUUCUCCGGAAGCAAACUGAAGAACGAGGGAGGCUUCACCAGGAAAUACUCUCUCAGCUCUAAAACUGGAACUUUGCUCCCAGACUUCCCGAGUGCUCAGCACCUGCUGCUGCAGGGGGACGUCUGCAGGGAGAAGGUGGACACGCUCAUCAUGAUGUAUAAGACUCACUGCCAGUGCAUCCUGGACAACGCCAUCAACGUCAACUUCCAGGAGAUCCAGAACUUCCUGCUCCACUUCUGGCAGGGAAUGCCCGACCACCUGCUGUCGCUGCUGGAGGUCCCCGUCAUAGUGGACAUCUUCUGCGUCUGUGACUCUGUGCUCUAUAAGGUUCUCACCGAUGUUCUGAUUCCUGCUACAAUGCAAGAGAUGCCUGAAAGUUUGUUGGCAGACAUUCGCAACUUUGCCAAACACUGGGAGCACUGGUUGGCCUCCUCCCUGGAGAACCUCCCAGCAUGCCUUGCAGCCAGCAAGCUGCCCAUCGCGCGCCGCUUUGUGUCCUCCCUCAAGAGACAAACGUCGUUCCUGCACCUGGCGCAGAUCGCCCGCCCGGCGCUCUUCGACCAGGCGGUUGUGACCAACAUGGUGCUGGACAUCGAUAACGUGGACCUCAGCAGCAUCAGCUCUCAGCCUCUGCUCAGCGUAAACACAAGCGGAGACCAGGACGCGGACGUUUACUCUGAGUAUGACUCCAUCACAGUGUUUCGGGAGCUGAAGGAGCUGCUCAGGAAAAACGCCACAGUGGAGUCCUUCAUCGAGUGGUUGGACUCUGUGGUGGAGCAUAAAGUCAUCAAGCCUGGGAAGCAGAGCGGACGCUCUCUGAGGAAACGGGCCCAGGACUUCCUGCUCCGGUGGAGCUUCUUCGGCGCCAGAGUGAUGCACAACCUCACGCUGAACAACGCCUCCAGCUUUGGCUCCUUCCACCUGAUCCGGAUGCUGCUGGACGAAUACAUCCUUCUGGCUCUGGAGACUCAGUUUAACAACGACAAGGAGCAGGAGCUGCAGAACCUGCUGGACAAAUACAUGGCGGACGCAGACGCCAGCAAAGCCGCGUUCACGGCGUCGCCGAGCUCCUGCUUCCUCGCCAGCCGUGGCCGGGCCGGCGCCGGCGCCUCCGCCUCCGCGGGCGAGCAGGCGGUGAAGAACGAGUCCGGGGCGGAACACGCCUACAUGACUCUGUCCAACCAGCAGCACAGCCUGGAGAGCGCCGAUGCCUCGGGCUUCACGGUUUCAGGCGGUGCGGGGGACUUCUCUCAGGUCAGCGGCCCCCUCAUGACGCCGCCCAUCUCUCCGGCCACGCUGGCCCACAGAGGCUCCGUCAUCAAUCAGGGCCCCAUGGCCGGACGGCCCCUGAUGCCCGCCGCCUCCUCCUCCUGCCUGUCCUCUGUCAGUGCGCUGACUCAGCCCGGCCCCUGCUCCUCCUACGUGGAGACCCUGUACCACUGCUUACCUCAGAGCUCCAGCUACUCCAGCCUGAACUACCAGCCUGCGCUCAGGCCUCCGUCCCAGAGCCAGUGUCUGGCGCCGCUCCAGUGCCAGACCUACCACCUCUCCCGGUACCCGUCCUUCAACGAGCAGCACCUGAAUAAAGAGGUGCUGUACAGUCACCCUCCUGCAGCCCACCACUCGUCCAGCAGCUGCCCCUCGAUGCCGUACGCUUCCGCCGUGCGACCCACAUCCAACUACAGCUCCUCUUCAGACCCGCUUCACACCGAACCGGGGCUGGAGGCUCAGAUUCUGGACUCAGCAGAGGGGUUUGGGUUUGUGGGGGCCGGUGGGUGUCAGGGACAGACGUACUCAGGGAGCUCCAGUUACUACGGAAACGGCGACUUCCUGGACGGCCAGCGGAUGACGUCGCUGGUCGACCAGCACGUGUCCGUCAUCAGCAGCGUGGGCAGCCUGCGCCCCUUCACCUCCUCCUACUCCGAGGUCCACGACCCGCUCAACAUCCUGGACGACCCGGGGAGGAAACCGUCCGGGGCCUACUUCACGGAGGGCGACGCCGGCGCCGGAUCCGCUCCCUGCAUGUUCGGAGCCGCUCCUCCGUUCGCCGGGUCGGACGCGCUGCUGGGGGUGCGGCCGCCGUCGGUGCAGGAGCUGGUGUCGUCGCUGCCUCCCAUCAACACCGUCUUCAUGGGCGCCGGGGGAGUACAGUGAUCGCCUGCAUGUGUGUGUGGGGCCCAGUUUGCUGCAGAACGACGCGCAUUCUGGUUCCGUCGGACUGUUUGGGUUGAAAGCAGGACAGUGGAUGGAACGAGCUGGAGGAAAAGGUGUGAAGCCGCAGGACCCUGAAUCCGCUCCAUUAUCGUUCCUGGACUCGAAAGCUGCAGUUCAGACACAAACACAGGUCGAAGGAAUUUAUCUACGAGGAAAUGUGGAAUUUAGAAAAAAGUAUUUAACAAAUAGUAAAACAGUUGCUCUGAUACUAAUUUAUUAAUAUUUAUUUUAAAUCUUAUUUUGCCAACAUGGAGACAAGGAAUGUUUUUGUUCCUUUGGUGAAACUGCAGAUGCUCCAGAUGUGGAGUCAGUAUUAAGUAUCUAGAUCCAAAUCAAAGGCAGAAUGUAAGUGAGUUGGGCCAAAUACGUGCCUGCUGGUGUAGCUGCACAGAGCCUUAUCUGCCCGUGUCACACCGGUCAACACACGAGCCUUUAAUGGCCCAACUCCCCGAUAACGGGCGGAAACGCAAUUAAUGCGUGGCAUCGGACCUGGACGCGGCUUCGUUCGGUUUUCUUUGCAGCACAAUAGGGCGAGAUAUGACGGAGAUAAACCAGUUUAGCAACAUGUAGCGAGAAGCGCCAGAGAGCUGGAGUCUGGAUGGAGUCUGAUCAACACAGGAACAGUCUCCUGUUUAACAUUAGCAGAAUCAGACGCCUGUUAAAUGUCUCCACCUAUUUUUGUCAUAACGUCAUAUAUCCAGUCAAUAUCGUGUCAGUUCACUGGUCCAUGAAUAAAAGGAAUCGAGUUCUUUUUAUCUGA